Penicillium hordei is the source of this 1404-nucleotide messenger RNA. RefSeq names its product MFS transporter. Gene Ontology annotation, molecular function: transmembrane transporter activity. Gene Ontology annotation, biological process: transmembrane transport. NCBI's taxonomy places the organism in Eukaryota, Fungi, Ascomycota, Eurotiomycetes, Eurotiales, Aspergillaceae. The record is from RefSeq and is a predicted model, not a curated record. Bases 1 to 1404 code for a protein of 467 amino acids. The transcript has 7 exons. Gene Ontology annotation, cellular component: membrane.
AUGUCGUUGUCUGCCUCGAACUCGUCAAGCGACAAGACAGUUGGCGGUGUCAAUAAUCCGUCGGUAGUGAUCACUGCCGACUGGGAUGGACCAGAUGAUCCAAAAAACCCUAAAAACUUUGCCCUUUGGCGAAAAUGGGUUAUGGUCUUUACUGUUUCCUUCAGUUCGCUCUGUGUGACAUGUACCUCGGCAUUGUACUCGUCCAUCUAUGGACAGAUCACAGUCCAGUUCCAUAUUUCAGAGCUAGUCGCCACAGUAGGACUAUCCCUGUUCAUCUUUGGCAUGGGCGUUGGGCCCAUGUUUGUUGCGCCGAUAUCUGAGUUUUAUGGACGACGCCCUAUAUACAUUGCUUCCCUAGCCCUGUUCACUAUAUGGCUUAUUCCAUGUGCAGUGGCUAAUAACUUCGGAACUCUCCUCGCUGGCCGAAUGCUCGGUGGCCUGACAAGUGCUGCCUUCCAAAGCGUGGCUGGAGGAACCAUCGGCGACCUGUUCACCCGUGAAACAUUGCAGCUUCCAAUGAUGAUAUACACCGCAACACCUUUUGCCGGUCCAGUCCUCGGACCACUCAUUGGUGGAUUCAUCAACUCAUUCACGUCUUGGCGCUGGUCGUUUUAUGUCAUCAUCAUCUGGAGCGCCUCACUUUGGGUUGUCAUGCUCCUCUUCAUGAAGGAAACUUACGCUCCAGUACUUCUACGCAAAAAAGCACUCCGUUUGCAAGCCGCCUCAGCUAAAAGUGGUACACCUGUGCAGCCUGGGGCGCUAUCAAUGCAGAAGGUCUUUUUGAGGUCCAUGUACCGUCCUUUUCUAUUACUGCUAUUGGAACCAAUGUGUCUGUGUCUUUGCCUCUACACUGCAGUCAUCAUCGGAACCUUAUACCUCUUCUUUGGUGCCUUCCCAUUGGUGUUUUCCAACCUGUACGGUUUCAAUCUAUGGCAAAUCGGGUUGACUUUCCUCGGUCAACUAGUCGGCACAUUUCUUGGCGUCUUCCUCAAUCCUCUCUGGGGAUGGAAUUUGCAGAGAUUGGUUCAAAAACACUCACCGGAUGGAAAGGAGAUAAUUCCCGAGUACCGGCUUCCGCCCGCAAUUCUUGGAGCUCCUCUUAUCACGAUUGGCCUCUUUUGGUUUGGCUGGAGCAGCACAGCAUCGAUUCAUUGGAUUAUGCCAAUUAUUGGAAGUGUCUUUUUCGGUCUCGGCGUCUUUCUCGUCUUCCAAGGCGUGAUCACCUUUCUCGUCGAUGCGUAUCCAUUGUAUGCAGCAAGUGCAUUAGCGGCCAAUGCGUUCCUUCGAAGCAGUUUUGCCGCUGCGUUCCCUCUCUUUGGUAUCCAAAUGUAUGAGGCCCUUGGAUACCAGUGGGCCACAUCUUUACUUGCCUUUUUGACGGUCGCUAUGCUUCCAUUGCCGUGA